CAUCACCAGGGCAUACAGCGAAUACGUUCGACAAGAUGUCUCGCCAAAGUAUGGCUCCAAAUCGCAAUCUGUCGCUUACAGAGGAGUUGGAGAAGCUCGAGCAGUCCAUCACGCUCACGCUCCAAGAAAUCGACCACAACUUCAGUCGCGCGCAUCGCAUUGUCACCACAGGGAUUCUUCCUAUCGUGGAGCAGUAUGGGAAGCACUCUGAGGCCGUCUGGGAAGGUUCAAAGUUCUGGAAGCAGUUCUUCGAAGCCAGCGCAAACGUGUCGCUCUCCGGAUACGAAGCGCCACAGGACGACUCGAUUACGCAAGAUGAUAUACAGCAGGAGGAAACAUACGAGGAUGACGAGACAGUUACUGGGGAUGUGACCAGGGGAGGAGCAACUACCCCACAGCGGCCGGCCUCAUCUCAUGGUGAAAUGGAUGAUACGAUGACAAUGGACUCGCCGUCAAUGGGCCACAGCACGCCCGGCAUGCCGCAACCGCUUAGGAAGGGUGCGCAUGGCAACGGCGAGGAACUGGAUGCGGACGAGGAGGCACCGCAAUUCGCUGGGCUCUCGUCACCUUACGAAGCGCUGCGUCAGGAGCUUGAGGGAGGACAGUCAGGUCUGAGGACACCAAAGUUCGACCCAGUCACACCUGGGAGGUCGCAAGCUCUCCCAGACAUGAUGGGCUUCGACUCUUCACCCUUCGUCCAGCCCACAACGUCGAAGAAGCCGCACUUUAACCAGGAUCCGCUCAUGCACCGCGUUCUGGACAAGACCUUCCGCGUACAGGCUACGCCACUCAUUAGCCCCCGGAAGUAUAAGCCCACCGGUGCAUUUACACCAGGCACCGCGCAUCGUACUGCAGCCACGCCCCGUGGAGCGGCGACCAACACAAGACUGCCUAAGUGGGAUGACUCAUCGCCUCCCUCUUCGCCAGCGCCUCAAUUGCGUGCUGACAUCUUCUCGCCUAUGAAGACGCCUCGUACGCCUGGCGUGAGCGUCCAGACACCUGCCAAGGGCAAGACACCAAUGAGCACAGGGAGGGACCAGGAUUUUGUCGACUACAGUGACGACGAUGACCUCGACUUCAGUCCGCCAAAGACGAUUCAGUUCCACAUUCCACAGACGAAGCUCCUGCAGACACCUGCCCGAGAGGCUAGCAGACGCAUUGUCGACGAUCUACUGAUGACAGCUGGAGGCGACUUGACAGACACAACGGGUGGACUGGAGGACGAUAGCCCGAGUGUAGUCAGACGCCAGAUGGAUCUGGAUGAUAGCUUUUGAGCACAGAAGCGCGAUCCCUUCUGUUGUUAGACCGUGAUACCCACAAUUUCCGAAUUGCCUUUAUUCGCGUAAGCUGCUACAAGAAGUAGACGAAUUCAUCGUAUCGCGUAUAGCACAUGGGCAAUUGUAUGGUCUGAGCAAGUGCUGGCAUGUGACGACCCGCAGCUUCUCGGCCUAGGCCUCACUAGGUACAUAUAGCGCGAACCAUUGGCUGGGGUUUCGCAACAGCUCCAUCGUCAU
This is a messenger RNA of Didymella exigua CBS 183.55, 1514 nucleotides long. RefSeq lists its product as uncharacterized. Gene Ontology annotation, biological process: attachment of spindle microtubules to kinetochore. The record is from RefSeq and is a predicted model, not a curated record. Bases 36 to 1274 code for a protein of 412 amino acids. Gene Ontology annotation, cellular component: DASH complex; mitotic spindle; mitotic spindle pole body. The transcript has 4 exons. Lineage: Eukaryota; Fungi; Ascomycota; Dothideomycetes; Pleosporales; Didymellaceae.